Molecule: messenger RNA, 3307 nt
Organism: Chara braunii
Lineage: Eukaryota; Viridiplantae; Streptophyta; Charophyceae; Charales; Characeae
Source: the annotation of a GenBank genome assembly
CGCUGCAUACUCUGGCUGCUGUCUGUUUUAUUUUUGGUUUUGUUUUGGAACCGGAAAAAUGUCUGAUCAGGGGGCUCAGCAGCAGCCACAGGUGGAAGUGGUGAUGAAGGUGGAAGGUGAACAGCCUUCGACCUCCACUCCUCCUCCCCCACCUCUGACUGCUACUCAGCGGUUGAAGAAGGAGCUGGAAGAACAGCUGCGUCAGCAACAGGCCAGACUUGCAGAAGUGGAACGGCAGGAGGCAACUGAACUAGAGGCUGCAACAGAUCAUUCCAGGAGGGAAUAUCUGUUGCAGCAGCUAGGCAAGGCGCUCACAGAUGAUCGUUGUUCCCAGAUCACCCAGCAUAUGGCAGAGAUGAUUCUGUUGGAGCACAAGAUCACCAGCUCCCAGUUCACAAACUGGGAUGAUCGCUUUGUGAGACUGAAGCGUCUGGUUGACGAGCUGUCAGCUCAGCAGUCCAAGAUCCUGGACUCUAUCCAGAACUUGACUGCUCAACUGACAACCUCCAAGCUGAUUACUCCUCAGCCCCCUCUGCUGAAACCCAAACCAUCUCCUCCUCCUUCAUCCCCUUCCUCACCACCUGCAUCCCAUGCUGGUUCUGUACAUUCUUCCCGAUCAUCUACCCCUUCCCAUAAGGCCUCAGGAAAGGCCACCUAUGCUGUUGUGACUGCAGGAGACCAAAGAGGUCCCAAGAUCCCUGCUCCCAACAAGUUCAGGGGCGAUGACCCCAAGACCGAUGUUGGGGACUGGGUUGCUGGGACCAGAGCCUACUUGAGGGGCUUUGUUUGUGCAGAACAGACCAAGGUGGCGACUGUACUGGGACUGCUGGUAGGGCCUGGACUGAAGUGGGCCACUUCAACUUCCAGCAGUCUGCAGCAGUCCAUGGAGGACUGGGCUUUUGGGCUUGGGGUAGACAAGCUUCUGCAAGCCCUGGAGGACCUAUUUGCAGACAAGGAGCGGGCUCGCAAGGCUGCUAACAGGAUUGUUCGCCUGGGACAGCAGCGGUACAGCGGCACCCUGCAGGCCUUGUUUGCUGAGUUCGAGCAGCUUACCUCCACCCCUGGGUUGGUCAUGUCUUCUGAGAAUUUGUCGACCAACUUCUGCAGGGCAGCGCCUGAGAAGUUUGAUGUUGCAUUGUAUAGCGUUGGGCACAAGGACUGGAGGUCCUUUGGCCGUGCAACCCUGGAAAUGGAGGCCAAACUCCAUGUCCAGGCCCCAUCCUCUGAUAGGAGGAAAGGUGCCUUCCCCAGAGGUGGCAAAAGGGGAAAGGCAGUCUUCAUUCAUGCGGAGUCUGCCUCAGAAUCAGAUUCCGAUUCCCAGCCUGAUGCACCUUCAGGUGGGACCGGAUCUGCUGCUGAGACAGAUGUUGCAACAGUCGUGACUCAGGCUGUUUUGGGAGCUCUGCAGCUGCAGAAGAAGUUCUCUCCCACCACAGCCUCAACCAAUGCAAAGGGGAAGGAUCAGGGACGUCGGCCUUCCUCUUCUCAGCGCCCUAACCUGCCCAAAGACGUCCAUAUACCAGUUGAACCUCUCAAUCCAUCCACACUCCCUUGGCAUGACCUCAAGAUCCAGGAGGGAGUCUGGAGAAGAAGAAAGGAAAGAGGGGUCUGCUUGAGGUCACCCAGCACUUAUGAAUUUGGUGCACCUGUUCUCUUUGUGCCCAAAGGGAACGACGAGUUCAGAAUGUGCAUUGAUUACAGGGGUCUCAAUAAGAUUACUAGGAAGAGUACUGAGCCACUUCCUAGGAUCGAUGACCUCCUGGACAUGGUGCAGGGUUGCACAGUGUUCAACAAAGUCGACCUCAAAUCUGACUACCACCAGAUUGAGAUGGCAGAGGAGGACGUCUAUAAGACAACCUUCAAGACCAGGUAUGGGACUUACGAGUUCCUGGUCAUGCCAUUCGGACUUUGCAACGCCCCAGGCACCUUCCAGACAGAGAUGCACCGCAUCUUCAGGCCUUACCUGGACAAGUUUAUGGUUGUCUACUUGGAUGAUAUCCUGGUAUUCAGCAAAACUGCCAGGGAACAUGCGGAGCACUUGGCUCUUGUCUUUCAGUCGUUACGUGACAGCCAGUAUAAGAUCAAUAGAGAGAAAUUCUCCUUUGGAGUUCCCUCUGUUAUCUAUCUGGGUCAUGUAAUCUCUCGAGAUGGCAUGGCUCCUGAAGCAGCCAAGAUUGCUGCUAUUCAGGAGUGGCCUCAGCCUCAGACAGUAAGGGACGUUAGGUCCUUCAUGGGUUUAGCCUCCUACUACAGAAAGUUUGUCAGAAACUUUUCUACAGUGGUUGCACCCCUGACUAACCUAACAAAGAAGGACACUCCCUUCCUUUGGUCCCUCCACUGUCAGUUGGCCUUCACACGACUCAAGAAGGCCUUGACUCGUGCACCUGUACUGAAGUUACCUGACCCGACUUUGCCAUUCAUCCUGACCACUGACGCCAGUCAGUAUGGCAUUGGGGCAGUUCUUCAGCACGAUGAUGGGAAUGGUCUACGACCGGUAGAGUUUAUGAGUAAGAAGAUCAAGACUCAAAAGCUCAAGGACUCCACCUACGAGAAAGAGCUAUAUGCUUUUGUCUGUGCCCUGAAACAUUGGAAACACUUUCUCCUGGGCAGGAACUUCAAGAUCUUUUCAUAUCACUCCACCCUCCAGUGGAUGAAGUCCCAGGGAGAGUUGAAUGAUAAGUUGGCACGGUACAUUCAGUUCAUUGACAUGUUUGACUUUAAACUGAAGCAUAAGAAGGGCUGCUACAACAAAGUAGCAGAUACCCUCUCUCGUAAGCCUGACUCUUUUGCGCUGAUCUCCUCUACUCACUCCUUUGGAGAGGAGACCCGUCAGACUAUUGCUCGUCUACUGCCUCAGGACGAGACUUUCGGACCCAUUGUCAGGAAUCUGCAAGCAGAUCCUAACUCUCAACCAGGAUAUGCUAUGAGUUCAGACCUGCUGUAUACCUGCAGCAGAGGUGAGGAGCGCUUGUGCAUUCCCCAGGACCAGCAGCUCAGGACACUGCUGAUGUUAGAGUGUCACGACGCCCGUGGACAUUUCGGGUUCCUAAAGUCUUAUGCAGCCAUGUCGCAGCGCUUCUUCUGGAAAGAGAUGCGGAGUGAUAUGCUGUGUUAUGUGGACACCUGUGAGUUUUGCCAAAGGAACAAGGUUCAACGUAAACCUCCUUUGGGACUGCUCAAACCCUUACCCAUACCUGAUGGCCGUGCUUAAUCUGUGCCGAUAGACUUCACAGAUUUAGGCAAGACCACCCCUCGUGGCAUGCGUCAGGUUAUGGUCUGCAUGGACAGGUUCUCCAAAUACACAGAG